Sphaeramia orbicularis (orbiculate cardinalfish) is the source of this 726-nucleotide messenger RNA. RefSeq names its product churchill domain containing 1 (gene churc1). Gene Ontology annotation, biological process: fibroblast growth factor receptor signaling pathway; multicellular organism development; positive regulation of DNA-templated transcription. The transcript is spliced from 4 exons. Gene Ontology annotation, molecular function: zinc ion binding. The record is from RefSeq and is a predicted model, not a curated record. Bases 101 to 439 code for a protein of 112 amino acids. Lineage: Eukaryota; Metazoa; Chordata; Actinopteri; Kurtiformes; Apogonidae.
GGUUUAGAGCUCUGAGCUCAUGCAGGCACCGCUGUUCAAUGCGGAACGGAAGGGGAGUGUUGCAUCGUUUGUUGGAUGUUUUUAUGGUUAGAAAGUCAAAAUGUGUAACGGCUGCGUGCAAAAAGAGUACCCGGACCGGGGGAACACAUGCCUGGAAAAUGGAUCUUACCUGAUGAACUACCUGGGCUGUGCCAACUGCCACCAGAGGGACUUCGUACUCAUCAGUAACAAAGCCACGGAGGAUGAGGAUGGAGAGGAGAUUGUCACAUAUGACCAUGUUUGCAAAAACUGUGAUCAUGUCAUCGCCAGGCAUGAAUAUACUUUUUCUGUUGUUGAUGAAUAUCAGGAGUACACUAUGCUCUGCAUGCUGUGUGGGAAGGCAGAAGACUCCAUCAGUGUGUUACCAGACGACCCCAGACAAUCUGCACCCCUCUUCUAGACCUCAGAUGUAACUUCUUAGACCAACAACCAGGACUGACUCAGUUACUGUGUUGCUGACUGCUUGCAUUAUACAGAUUCUAUUAAGUACCCCAUAAUUAAGGGUCUCAGUUGUUUACAAACUACUACAAUUUGAUGAUAACUGUUAAGCAGAAACUAUGUUUUUUAAUGAGAGUAAGUUUAUAGCUGGAGGUUCCCCAUAAAGACAAUUAACAAUCUACUGUAAAUAAAUUUUUUUACUCCUCAGAAUUGUUACACUUUUCUGCUUUCUAAACACUUCACAAAAGC